AUGGGCCAGCAACAGUCCUCAGAGAAGAGCUCGGCUUCAAGAACCAGCACUCCGCAGGCUGAAAAGGACCGCAAAAUCCAUCGCAGAGUCUCCAUUCAAGCCUUAUCCCAGGCCCGAGCAACACCGGUCGACCCUUCCGCUACUAAAGACACUGCAGUUGCACAGACCACUUCUCAACAUUUCGAAAAGCCUUCUCUUCAGCAGUACCUUCAAGCCCCCUCCCCCGAGCAACAUGCGAAAGUGGCCAAAGUAGAGAGAUCCACAUCUAGAACAUCACGAGAGAAAAGGAAUGAGGUAGAACACAGAUCAAGGCAUCAAGCAUCACUUCCUGUGCCCCAACCAUCGGAUCCCAUGGAUGUGCCCAUCUCCAGAAGUAAGCCAGACACGGUUGAGGAGCGGUUUGAUGAGCAGCACAAGGCAUACCAAGAUCGACGAUAUACCCCUGUGGCACAACUUCGGCCUCCUCGCCUCCCUCUUCCCAUUGCCGAUGUGCCUGUCCCCGAAUCACCCAACUUGCUGCCAGUUGAUAAAGGAAAUGCCGAUGUUCCCAUUUUCGAGACAGAUGAGCCACUCUCUGCUAUCGAACCUCAAACCAGGAGGAGAAGUUCCAUGUUGAGCACGACUACACAAUCAGAGGAAGAGAUGGGAGAAGAACUACAACCGUAUGCAGCGGACACUGCUACUCAAACUGUACCAACCGUCAUUGAGUGGAACCAUGGUGGCCACAAAGUCUACGUAACGGGGACUUUCACCAAUUGGGACAAGAAAUAUCGGCUUCAUCCCAGAAAGAAUGCCCCAGGCAUGUUCACCACGAUUAACCUUCCAUCAGGAACACACCAUCUCAAAUUCGUGGUGGACGGCGAGAUGGUCACCAGCCCAGACCUCCCAACAGCGGUCGAUUUCAACAAUUUCUUGGUCAAUUAUAUCGAGAUUGCCACUGAAGACCUGACCAAGCCAAGAAGAGAGAGCGCGCAACCGGGUCAGAAAUCGACUGUUCUUGCCCCUGAUGACCAUUAUCAAGGCCAUGCAGGCGGACAGACACUAGAAGACUCGGAUAUUGAGGAGCCUCAAGCGGAGGAGGUCCCGGCGGGUGACUUUCGACAACUGGUGCCCCAAGCUUUGGUCGACGUGGAUCUUCCCGAGGAUGAUCAAAGAUAUCAAGCCGCUGUUCGAGUGAUUCAAGAAAGUCCAGCACCGCCGACGUUACCGAUGUUCCUCAGCAGGUCCAUUCUGAACGGUAUCCUUCCAGUGAAGGACGAUAACAGCGUCCUGACACUACCAAACCAUACCGUAUUGAAUCAUCUCAUGACUAGCAGCGUCAAGAACGGGGUACUGGCGACGAGUGUGACAACUCGGUAUAAGAAGAAGUAUGUGACCACGAUCUCAUUCAAGCCGGUUCCCAAAUUCCAGAGCGUUCAGUAA
Rhinocladiella mackenziei CBS 650.93 is the source of this 1422-nucleotide messenger RNA. RefSeq lists its product as uncharacterized. Lineage: Eukaryota; Fungi; Ascomycota; Eurotiomycetes; Chaetothyriales; Herpotrichiellaceae. Gene Ontology annotation, biological process: signal transduction. Gene Ontology annotation, cellular component: cytoplasm; nucleus; nucleotide-activated protein kinase complex. The transcript has 3 exons. Gene Ontology annotation, molecular function: protein kinase binding. The coding region runs from base 1 to 1422 and encodes 473 amino acids. The record is from RefSeq and is a predicted model, not a curated record.